CAGAAACCGUACAUUCUGCAGGCCGCUGGGUGCAGCUGAGGCCGACAUGGCACCUCGCGGUGUGGGGCUCCUGGCAGCGCUCCUCAUCCUGGCGCUGUGUGCCCUGGUCAGGGGCGACAAACCUUCCCCCUGCCAGUGCUCUCGGAUGAACCCCCACAACAGGAAGAACUGCGGCUUCCCAGGGAUCACCAGCGACCAGUGCUUCAACUCUGGAUGCUGCUUCGACUCCACUGUUCCUGGAGUCCCCUGGUGUUUCAACCCUCUCCCAAUGCAAGAGUCUGAAGAGUGUGUGAUGGAGGUCUCAGCACGCAGGAACUGUGGCUACCCGGGCAUAAGCCCAGAGGACUGUGCCUCCCGCAACUGCUGUUUUUCUGACGUCAUCCCAGAAGUGCCCUGGUGCUUCUUCCCGCAGUCUGUGCAAGACUGUCAUUACUAGGAGGUGCUGGCUUCAGAGACCCCACUGGCUCGUGGACAUUCAGGAAUAAGAAGAUUCACCAUCUUAUCAGCUUCGUAUUUCAUGAAUUCCUGGGUUUUAAAUUUCUUUUAAUCCUUUUUAGUGAUUUAACACACAAUUUCUUCAAAUAAAGAAAACCCUUAACAUCUGCCAAA
Molecule: messenger RNA, 609 nt
Organism: Tupaia belangeri chinensis (Chinese tree shrew)
Lineage: Eukaryota; Metazoa; Chordata; Mammalia; Scandentia; Tupaiidae
Gene: TFF2
Product: trefoil factor 2
Exons: 4
Coding region: 47-436 (129 amino acids)
Biological process (GO): negative regulation of gastric acid secretion; maintenance of gastrointestinal epithelium; chemokine-mediated signaling pathway
Molecular function (GO): CXCR4 chemokine receptor binding
Source: RefSeq, a predicted model, not a curated record